Molecule: messenger RNA, 2161 nt
Organism: Paralichthys olivaceus (Japanese flounder)
Lineage: Eukaryota; Metazoa; Chordata; Actinopteri; Pleuronectiformes; Paralichthyidae
Gene: slc18b1
Product: solute carrier family 18 member B1
Biological process (GO): transmembrane transport
Molecular function (GO): transmembrane transporter activity
Source: RefSeq, a predicted model, not a curated record
GAAGGCGGCGCUCUUAUUUUGAAGGCGUGUUAUGGAGGCACAUGUGUCAGUGGAGGAGGUGUAGAGUGGAGACUUGACUUCAUGGCGGGGGUCUGUCACUCAGGAUUCGGUCCGUGACGCUGAGGGUUCACCGUGGAGCAGAAGACUCUUCUUCUCCCGCGUCAUGUGAACGACUUCAUCAUCUGAACUUGCAGCUGAGGCCCAGAGGAGUCACCAUGGAGCCGCUCGACGGUCCCGAGCGAACCGAGCCUCCAGCCGCUGAACACGCUGCCUCCAGCAGCAGCAUGACGAGGAGACAGGUCCUCACGUUGAUAUCCAUGGCAUCCGUCAACUUCAGCUCCAUGAUGUGUUACUCUAUAUUAGGCCCCUUCUUCCCCACAGAGGCGGUGAAGAAAGGAGCCAGUCAAACAGUCAUCGGCCUCAUAUUUGGCUGCUACGCUGUCAGCAAUUUAUUUGGUUCAUUGGUAAUGGGAAGAUAUAUCGUCCAGAUUGGUGCAAAGUUCAUGCUCCUUGCAGGACUGUUUUUGUCGUCAGGCUGCACCAUUGUGUUUGGAUUACUCGACCGGGUUCCUGCGGGAUCUGCCUUCAUCACCAUGUGCUUUGUAGUGAGGUCCAUCGAGGCUGUGGGCUUUGCCGCUGUCAUGACCUCCUCUUUUGCGGUGACGGCGAAAAUAUUCCCAAACAAUGUGGCGACUGUUUUGGGUAGUUUGGAGAUUUUCACAGGACUCGGUCUCAUUAUGGGGCCUCCAGUGGGAGGAUGGUUCUAUCAGUCGUUUGGAUAUGAGGUCCCUUUUCUGCUUCUCGGAUGUUUCCUGUUGAUCAUGGUUCCUUUCAACCUUUACAUCUUACCAAACAUAGUUGCAGACCCGUCAAAGGAUUCCUUCUUUCGGCUUCUCUCCCACGUGAAAAUAGUCCUCAUCUGCUAUGUGAUAUUCACUCUCAGCGCAGGUUUGGGUUUCCUGGACGCCACGUUGUCCCUGUUUGCUAUCAACAUGUUUAGUCUGUCUCCCGGCCACGUGGGACUCAUCAUGCUAGGUUUGUCGUUGCCGUACUGUCUGGCAUCACCACUGAUGGGUUAUUUCACUGAUAAAUAUCCUGCCACGAGGAGUUGGUUCAUGGUGACGGGAGGAUUGGCCACAGGAGUCGGGUUCUGUCUCCUCGGUCCCGUUCCUUUCCUUCACAUCCCGAGUCAGCUGUGGUUACUGGUGCUCAUGCUCAGUGUUAUUGGGUUUUCUCUGGGCAUGACUGCUCUCCCCACGUUCCCAGAGAUCAUCACAUGUGCAUAUGAAAAUGGAUUUCAAGAAGGACUAAGUACUCUGGGAAUGGUGUCCGGGCUGUUUGGUGCAGUUUGGUCAUUGGGGAUGUUUUAUGGCCCUACAGUCGGUGGUCUUCUCACACAGCACCUGAGCUUCGAGUGGGCGGCUGCUGUCCAAGGAGGCCUGGCGUUUAUGGCAGCCUUUCUCCUUGCUGUGUUUUAUCUCUGUCAACGACCACAGCAAAGGGUUGCAGAAGAUGGGAGCAGACAAACGGAUGAGAUCACACCUCUCCUGAAUGAAUGAGAGCCUCAGAAACAUUGGGGCGGUUGCUACACUGAACACAACCAGAGCCUCAUGUUUCACCAACUUGUGUGCAUCAGCUUUCAAGUUAAUUAAAUUGUGUUUUUAUUAUAAUGAGAUGCUUUGUAACAACUUUAUUUUUUCUAAAUCCUUGUAUUGCAGAGACUGUAAUGAUUUUUGCUUGGGUCGUAGAAAUAUUUUGUGUCGUACUUGUUUUUAUAUAAUAGUAUAAUUAUGUUUCUAUGAAUUGUUUUAUAUCUAGCAGCCAUGAAUCAAAGCAGAUGAAUUGUACGUUACAACUUAAACCAGUUGUCAGUUUAUGAUUUCCUGCUGUUCAGUUUGAAUCACCCAGCAGAUGAAUGCAACAUUAAUGAAUAUUAGUCAACCACAUUCCAACUCCAUUCCACAAACUAAAUGUGCUUUUUGUUCUGCAGCCCAGCUCAAUUAAUGAUCUUAGUUUUCUACAUCACGUCUCGGAUUUCACAGUGAAGGGACACAGGUCAAGAGCUGCCGACCACGUACACACUAACAGGUCUUUGAAGUGAUUUUUGUUCAGCUAACAUAAUAUAGAGUUAACUUAAUAUAGUUUUCACUGGUUGUUUUAU